CCCACUUUCUUUCGUUGCAUUUUCUCUAUUCUUCUUCUUCCUCCUACUUUCGUUCCUCAUUUUUUCCCAAGCGCGCCGUGAGGCUCUUCGACCCGAAAUCUGAACCCGAAUUCGGUUUCAAUCUCAGAGAGAGAGAGAGAGAGAGAGAGGGAGAGAGAGAAACACUGACCUAGCUCGCAGAAUCGACAACCACUUCGCACUCUUCAAUCGCAUUCCGUAAUCGACCAGAUCUGAGUGUGAAAUCUAAGGAAUUGUAUUGCUGGUUUCCUUGCUAAUGGCUGCCACAGCAACUGUGUCUUUGAUGGGUCCGAGGUAUGCACCACCAGACCCAACACUCCCUAAACCAUGGCGGGGUCUUGUGGAUGGCAAGACUGGGUAUCUUUACUUUUGGAAUCCUGAGACUAAUGUCACCCAGUAUGAGAGGCCAUCCUCAAGCUCAGCUUCCCAGUCAAAGUUUUCUUCAGUGCCCAGCUCUUCUGUCCAGGUUCAACAAUCAUCUCAAGGGUCGCAACGUGGUCGUAGUCCUGAUUUCAGUGAUAGGUAUGAUCGAAAUGGCACUGGUGGGUCAAAUGACGCCGGAUCCCGGAACAAUCAGAGUUCCAAAGGGGGAAGUUAUACUUCUCAUGAUGUUUCAAAUGGAACAAAUGUUGCUGGCAAUGGUAAUUCUUCUGUCAGAGGUCAUGGGGCUUCAGAUGCUGGAGCUGGACUAUCUGCUGAGUCUUAUCGACAUCGGCAUGAAAUAUCUGUGACUGGAGACAAUGUGCCUCCACCGCUUGCAUCAUUUGGGUCAACUGGCUUUCCAUCUGAGCUUCUGAGAGAGGUACAAAAUGCUGGGUUCUCAGCCCCAACUCCAAUUCAGGCACAGUCAUGGCCCAUUGCUCUUCAAGGUAGAGAUAUAGUUGCCAUUGCUAAAACAGGCUCAGGGAAAACCUUGGGAUAUUUAAUUCCAGCAUUUAUUCACCUCAAGCGCUCUGGUAAUAACUCCAAAAUGGGCCCCACUGCAUUGGUACUUUCACCAACAAGGGAGUUGGCAACACAGAUACAAGAUGAAGCCAUGAAGUUUGGGAAAUCAUCUAGAAUUUCAUGUGCAUGUUUGUAUGGAGGAGCACCAAAGGGUCCUCAACUGAGAGACAUUGAUCGUGGAGCAGAUAUUGUGGUAGCCACUCCUGGUCGCUUGAAUGAUAUUCUUGAGAUGAGAAGAAUUAGUCUUAAUCAGGUUUCUUACCUGGUGCUAGAUGAGGCAGACAGGAUGCUGGAUAUGGGUUUUGAACCUCAAAUUAGGAAAAUUGUGAAUGAGGUGCCCAAUCGCAGGCAAACUCUAAUGUUUACUGCAACAUGGCCAAAGGAGGUUAGGAAAAUUGCAGCUGAUCUGCUAGUCAAGCCUGUCCAGGUGAACAUUGGGAAUGUAGAUGAGCUUGUUGCUAACAAGUCUAUUACUCAGCAUGUUGAAGUAUUGCCACCAAUGGAGAAACAAAGACGGCUGGAACAUAUUUUGCGGUCACAGGAUCAAGGAUCAAAGAUAAUUAUUUUUUGUUCUACCAAGAAAAUGUGUGAUCAACUUGCUCGUAAUCUGACACGUCAUUUCGGAGCUGCUGCUAUUCAUGGGGAUAAAUCCCAGGCUGAGAGGGAUCAUGUGUUGAGUCAGUUUCGAACUGGGAGGUCUCCUGUGCUAGUGGCCACAGAUGUUGCUGCUCGGGGACUGGAUAUCAAGGACAUUAGGGUGGUUGUCAAUUAUGACUUCCCUACAGGAGUGGAAGAUUAUGUUCAUAGGAUUGGAAGGACUGGAAGAGCUGGAGCCACUGGGCUAGCUUACACUUUCUUUGGUGACCAGGAUGCUAAAUAUGCUUCAGAUCUCAUCAAAGUCUUGGAAGGUGCAAACCAGAAGGUACCUCCAGAACUUCGUGAUAUGUCAUCACGGAGUGGUGGUGGGAUGGGUAGAUCCAGACGAUGGGGUUCUGGGGGACGAGGUGGACAUGGUGAUUCUGGAUAUGGUGGAAGGAAUAAUGACUCUGGAUAUGGUGGAAGAGGUAAUGAUGCAGGAUAUGGUGGAAGAGGCAGUGAUUCUAAUUAUGGAGGGAGGGGGACUGCUGCUUCUGGCAGAGGUGGAGGCCGUGGGUUUGACCAUGACUCCCAGAGGAAUGAUAGGGGUCGGAGCCCAGACAAGGGAUCUAGUUGGAGUGAUCGCUUCAAAAGCGUCAACCGGGAUCGCAGUCGUAGUCCUGACAGGGCUGCACUACCUCAACAUUCCCAAGGUGGCAGCUUUCACAAGGCAAUGAUGGAACGUGGUGGUGGUGGUGGUGGUGAUCGCAAUAAGAGCUUUAACCGGGACCGAAGCCGCAGUCCUAGCCCUCAUAGACAGGAGAAGUGCCCAGCGGUUCGAGAUCGUUCCCCAGUUUACAGUUUUCAUCAAUCAAUGAUGGGACGAGGUCAGUCAUCCCCUUCAUCUCAACGGCAGCGUGCACGCAGUCCUCACCGAAACUCACCCCCCUCCCAGGGUGAUGGAAGAUAUGGUGGAUCUCAUUCAUCUUACAAUGGAGAAGUGGAGGAAGGGAUGAUUCCCGAGGAAGAAGGAAUGAUUGGUCAAGAUGAUCCCGUAAAUGUCAAUUAGGAUUUUGGCUAUCCUGAGACCAUUUACAUAUAAAUAUGCCAAGGUUGUUUUGGUCUUCUUACAUAAUGUGGAAGGGCAUUGUUAUUUGAACACGAGCAAGUUAGGAGGAUAUGGUAGUGGAAUUCAUGGCAAAUGUAUAUUUUGAGGGGCUUUGUAGAAGCCUGGAAAUGGCAUAGAUGAACCUAGUAAGUAAAGAAUAUUGUGGGUUUUGUUUGUUAUUUUUGGUAAAACUCGACUUUAUAUGGAGACGGGUUCUUUGUUCCCAUACAAUCAAAAAAGAAAUUAUUCAGCUACUAUAAUUAAAAUGUUGUAUUCCUCCACUUUUCUGAGUGGCAGCAUGU
Messenger RNA from Glycine soja, 2949 nucleotides. Its product is annotated as DEAD-box ATP-dependent RNA helicase 46-like. The coding region runs from base 275 to 2608 and encodes 777 amino acids. Gene Ontology annotation, molecular function: RNA helicase activity; ATP binding; RNA binding. Gene Ontology annotation, cellular component: cytoplasm; ribonucleoprotein complex; nucleus. The transcript has 10 exons. The record is from RefSeq and is a predicted model, not a curated record. Lineage: Eukaryota; Viridiplantae; Streptophyta; Magnoliopsida; Fabales; Fabaceae.